GAAAGACAACGUACGCGCUUGCAUUGAAGUAAUAAAGUAACAUUUGAAUUUCGCUCUUUUCCGCAACGCAACGGUAUGCAUUUGUAUAAUGUGUUGCCUUGCGACUGCCGUCGUUGCUGUGCUUCGUAGUCGGAAACAGUGAUUAUCGGCGGCAAGUGGGUGAUGAGUGUACGAUAAAAAUUUAGAAAAUAAAAAGAAAGGCGUGUGUAAGAGUGGUGAGAUAAUGGAGGAGACCUCCACGGAGAAUGCUAAGAUCUCCGAUUCCGGUUACUCCAACACUUGCAGUAAUAGCCAAUCGCACACCAGUAGCGGAAGUUCCCUAUCGAGAAACAGUAACCGAUCUGCCAGCAGCGGAUACCAUGGCGGCAAUAUUUCAGUUUUCAGCUCUUGUCGCAGGAGAUUUGUCGCACCACGAAGCCCACAUCGAGACCUUACCGAAGCCGAUUGCCAAACGCAAAGAUAAAGGCCACAAGAAGAAGAAAUCGAAGAGCGCCCACGUGGAGAGCAUCCUGCUGAAUUCCACUGCAGCGAACGCGAUACCCGUCGCGCCGUUGACGAACGUCACUGGGAUCGGCAGCGUCGAAGCUUGCAAGCCGGCGAUCGACAAUAAAACAGAAGAAAAAGCAGUUGUAGAGUUGGUGGAUGCUACGGAUCCUGGAGUGCACAAUAACAACAACUUGGCAGCUGGUCCUGAAGCUGGACUUGACACAAAACGAAGUCCGAUCGAAGAUUCCAGCUUACAAUCCACUGAGGAUGUAUAUGCUGUGAUAUCGAUGCACGAUGGUGUUGUAUUACAUGCUACACCCACAUUACUCGCAGCACUAGGUUACCAAAAAGGGUCAUGGACUGGAAAGCUGUUUAUCAAUUUUCUCGAUCCACGAGACAAAUCAACACUAACGGACAGAAUAGCAAGUGAAAUUGCAUCCUUUAGGGAUCCUUGUUCAUCAGGUGCGAAUAAUCGUAAGGCAAGCAUCUACUGCCGUUUACGCAGGUGUACAGUUUUCCAAUGCACUUCCAAUACCAAUAACAACGGUCAUCAAACUGGAUUUGAUGGCCAGUACGUACCUUACCGCAUUGAUCUGAUGAUUCAAAACUUUCAUAAAGACAGCUCGUCCACUGGUCAGAAGCAAAUCAUGAUACUUGUUGCAUCUUUUCAUCGUGUGUACUCGGCAUACAAAGUGUCUGAAGAAACUAUAAUACCUACGGUAUUUACAACUCGCCACACCGCGACUUGCCAUCUGUCUUUCAUUGACCCUGAUGUUGUACAGUACUUAGGCUAUCUGCCACAGGAUAUGAUUGAUCGUUCGCUGUUUGACUUCUACCACCCAGAGGAUCUACCACUCAUCAAAGACAUCUACGAAACUAUGAUCAACAUGAGCACCUUGAGCAUCUCAUCCUUCAGAUCAAAACCGUAUAGGUUCAUUAUACAAAACGGCUGCUUCGUGGUGAUUGAGACUGAAUGGUCAUCUUUCAUCAAUCCUUGGACAAAAAAGUUAGAGUUCGUCAUAGGUAAACAUCGAGUACUAAAGGGCCCAACUGAUCCUAAUAUAUUUCGGCCACCGGGUGACUCGAAAAAUAAUCUCCUAGCAAACAUUAGCGUCGAAAUCCUGAAGGAAGCUAAAAUCAUAGAAAAAGAAAUCAAGGAGCUUUUUGUUCAGGGAGUUCAGAAAAAGCAUAACGCUUGUCAGGUAAUUGACAAUGACUGGUUCACUUGGAAGAAGGAGCUGACCACAUUUAUAGAGAGUGCAAUUCAGGAAAGCAAAAGCACGGCUCCUAUCAAGGAUAGUAUAGCAGUGGACGACAGGAGCUUUUCGGGAUUACUUAAUCCUGGCUUGCAGGAGCACGACAGCGUGAUGCUUGGCGAGAUUUCACCCCAUCACGAGUACUUCGAUAGCAAGUCGUCGAGCGAGACACCGCCAAGUUACAACCAGCUCAACUAUCACGAUAAUAUCGAGCGAUUUUUCAACAGCAACAUCGAUGUCAAUGCUAAUAAUGGCCCUUAUGCCAGUGACGAGGAGAAUUUACACUCGAGCGCUAAUAGCAGUGACGAACCUGACAAGAACAACAUUUCAAGGCCAGAACUGAAAUGCACCUCGUCGACAAACGGCAGCGGCAAUAGUGGCAGUGCUGAGAAUCUGAGCAGUGAGUCGAACAACCAGCAGAGCUUCGGCAGCAACCGCGAGACCAGCAAUACGACCAGUAACAAUUCAACGAACAAUGAUGGACGACGAUUGAAGCCGCCGGUUCUUACCGAGUCACUUCUCAAUCGUCACAACGAAGAUAUGGAAAAGCUGAUGGUGCAGAAGCAUCGCGAGCAGAAGAAGGAGGACAAGCGUGCAAAGUCGUCGCUUAACGAGCAGAAGAGCAAAAUUGCCGAGCAACCCUCAGGGAGUCGUGAUAAUCUUAAUAAGACUGCCGGCAACAGACUCAAAAGAACUGGCAGUCAAAUCUGGGAGGGUGAUAAUAAUUUUAAGAUAUCGAGAUACGACGAUACUAUCAAUGGAUCCUCAAAUACUAAACCAAUAACUACGAUGCCUAACAUCAAAUUCACCACUGCUGGAAUAGAACAUUCCGCCGCCACUGGUAUAGCCAAAGUCAAUCCGAACAUCAACGCGUGCCCCUCAACUUUUGCUACGAUGCCUUCCACUAGUGUAACGCAACAAUGCUUUUCAACUCAAAACGCGUGCUCUCAAGCGACGACCCGGUUCCCGAGCUUACCGCAAAUGUUUCCCGUCUAUUACCUUCCUAUGUCUCAGCCCAGGGAUAAUCUACCCCUAAGUGCCAUACCUCAAGAUCAUUCAGGACAACCUAAUCUAUUUGCUCAAGCAACACCAUACUGUUUCGUGCAGAUGCCGUACGUGGCGCCAGCGAUGCCUCCGCUAGUUUACCCCCCAGUUAUCGGAGCACCGGCUCCGCCGACAAUGAUGUACAGGUCGUACAUCGUCCCGGAGACAGUUGCAACGGCAACGCCGAUAAGCGUGGUACCACAACCAGCACAGUCCUGCCCACCAGCAAAUCCACCAGCAGCAGCCACCACAGCCACGGUCGUGAGUCCGUUCGAUCUGAAGAGGCCCAACAGUCGAGCUACGAGCGUGAAAGGCGAACCGAGCAGCACGAUAGCUAUGUCCGAAUCCUCGAAGAAGAUUUGCUCACCAUCCGGCAUCAUGUCGUCGUGCGUUAGUCACGAGGAUGGAUGUCUAUUCAGUAUCUGCUUGAACAAGAGCUGCGACAGUAGUAGCAAUACCGAUCAACGUCACACUACGUCGUCGUCCGAGUUGCAAAAAACUCAGCCAGCCUACCAGAAGAGUAAAGAGACGCGUCGAGUAUUCGGAAUAGUACGCAAGGAGCCACCAUGGAUCGAAGGUAUCAAGCUGACCCCCGAGCUAAUCUAUCAGUAUCAAAUACGUCCGAAAGAUUUAGAAGACGUGCUGAAGACUGAUAUGGAAUUUCUAAAACAAUCUAAACAGCCGAACAUCGUGAAUGAUCAAUUAGGACAAUUGUUCUUUGAUCUUGAUCUCGAGGGUUUAGGCUCGAAAUUGAUACUCGAGAAGACUGGCACUAACAGCGCUGAUGACAGUAGCAGUAAUGCGUCUCAGAGAUUGAAAAAGAACAGGACUUUCGCAUGAUCUUGAUAAUCGUCCAAGUCGCAUGGGCGCUUGGUGAUUUACAGAUCAACGCCGAGCACAGCAAAUGAUAAUAGCAAACGAUAAUUCAACAUUCUUGAAAGAUUUCAAUAUUUUUGGAGCCGUCAGUCCGAGAAGUUUUACAAUUGAAGGAAAUAAAAAUAUUACGUAUAUCAAAAAAUAUUUUUCGGGAGAUGUACAGAAAGCAAGAAAAACAGAAAGAAAGCGCAACUUAACAGGAUAUGCAAUCUUACAAAGUAAACUUCACAUUUGCCUUUUACGAGAUGAAGAUCAAUCGCACGAGUAGACUAAUUAUUGAAUUCCACGCGGUCGGGAUGAUUUUAAGUUUUCUUGAUAACGGAAAUUCAACGAAUAGUCUUCGUGAUUAUUUUAUAUAGUGCACGCAUGUACUUCCUUUAUUUAGUUUUUUAAUAAAUGCAAAGAACGUGUCUACUACUCUCCUUCGAUUUAAUGUGAAUAAAUGCAAAAGACAGUUGGACAACGAUUACAGUGAGCAGUUUUCAGUCAUUUCUUUUAAAUAUAGUUGAUUUUAUAUUUUAAGCUUAGCAUACCGAACAAUAUGUAAGUAAAUCUCAAUAUUCAAUCAUAAAUACCGUUAGCGAGUCUGAAUGAUUGCAAAUAAUUUAGAAAAUUUUUUUGUGAUUACUUAUUUGUCAGGUUUAUUUAGGUUCGAUCUUGAGAAAUUUGUAAUGAGUUAAUACUUAUUAUUUUUAUAAACAAAGAAGAAAAGUAUUAUUUAUUGCAAUGCAGAUACUAAAAACGAUAAUAACUUUGUGAAAAUGUCCAUAUGUAUGAAUAAAUAGUCACAAAAUUAUUUUUUAAAUUAUUGCGAUAUCUACAUUAUCAAUCAAAGCAGAUUCUGGAGCUAGCUUAAUGUGAAUGUGAUCACUAUAUACUUUCUUCCUAUUAUGGGAAAGUAUAGUAAUUUAUUUUCAUUACAUGAGCUAUUGUUUUAAGAAAUAUACAUCGUAAAACUGACCUUUUUUCAGUCGAUUUCAAUUGUUUAUGUUCUAAUGUGAUUACAAAAAGAGCGCGAUUGUUGCUGUAUAAUCGUUGAUAGCUGAGAAUCUGUCGCACCAUAUCAAGUCUUUUCUAUAUACUACAAAAUGUCAAUGCGUUUUUUCGUCGUGCUUUUUAUAUAAUACUGUACAACAUUGUAUACAUAUUUUUUCUAGCAAGGUUUAUUUGGUAGAUUAUACGCAUAAUAUGCUUAAAGUAUAAUUAGUUUCAUCCGUGUUAAUUAGUUUUUUUUAGUGGUUCAUUGCGUGCUUUACAAGAUGUACCACCAUUCAAAGUAUAUAAUCUGUAGUAGAAUAUAGGUUCAGACAAAUUACAAUUACAAUUACAAUUUUUCAACAAAUUAGUAGUCUUUUUUUUCGAGCAUUAUUCCAUCGUCGAUAAUAUAAGAUUUCUAUACGCGUUAAUAAGAUGCUACAUGAAUGUAUGUUAUCAAUUGAAUAACGAUCAGUUAUUUAAACGUGAUAAUAGUGCAAAAUUGAGAUUCGAAACAAUAGUUGAGUGAUGAAAUAAUGUUUUGUAAGACUCAUGAAGUUCUUCAAUACUACUAGCAAAACUGUUUUUUUUUCACUGAAAAGUAAACAAAUGAUUAAUCUAGAUUACACGUAUUAUACCUUCCAGCUUUAUACUACCAAAUAAUCAAUUUUAAAAAUUUCUUUUAGAUAAUGAAAUGGAAUUUGAUUACUUAAUAGUUACUAAAUUAAGGUAAAUAAUAUCAAUAAAAUUUUGUUAUUUUCUUUUUUAAUUACAUUUUACAAAUAUCAUUUAUUUUACCAAUAUGAUAAUUACUUUUAUAUUUAUUUAAGUAUAAGUUUUAAAUUACAUUUUUUCAAUCAUUAAACUGAAUUUAAGAUGACAUUGAAAGUUAAGAAACCACAUAGGACGUUUUUACAUUUGUAUCAUUGCUUAUACAAUAUCAUUUGAUAUGUUUUCAUUCAUUUCAGAGUAAAAAUAAAUGAGUUGAUUAUUAUAAAGAUUAAUUUACUUCUUUAUUAUGAUUGCAAUCUUAAUUAUUUUUAAUCAUUAAUGGAAAUCAUCAAUUUUGUAUCAACUAAUCAUGUCAAUUCGGAUUUUCUAUAAAAACACGAUUUGCAUUUGCCUAGAUCGAUAAUGCAAUCCUUGAUUAUUUCACCACUAUUGUUUUUAUUUUUCUGUCAAUUACUAUGUAAUUAGAAAAGAGAAUUAGGUAAUUGGAAAAAAACUUUAUUCAUCCGCCUUUGCUGAAAACUUAAUAAAUAGUCUUACAAAUAUUUAGAAAAUGGUAAUUAUAAACAAUUUAUUUCACAUCUAAAAGGUUAAGUCAAGUUUGUAAAUUAAUUAUAAAAAUUUUUGGAUAACAAAGGUGUAUGGAUUCAGUUGUUUAUAUAUGUCAUAAAAUUAUGUUUUGAUAAAAUGUACAAUUAUGAUUAAAUUAUAAAUAAGUUCUUGAAAUAUAUAAUACUUACAGUUUCAUAUGAAAAAGCCAAUUCUGAACUCAUUUGUCAAAAUGAUUAACAAAAAUUAAGGCGAUUUUUGGAAAGAAAAACUUAUUGCGACACAUAAAUGCAGCACGUAAUCCUUAGGACUACUGUGAUUUAUACAUUUUUCAAGUAUUGAUGUAAUAAUCGGUUUUUGUGCAACGCUUUGCUUCGCGCAUUUAGGGUAAAAAGUGUUUAUAAUAAUUUUUAUGAUUAUAUACACGUUUUGAAAUAUCAUUUUGAGAUUUAUUGUUUAAGUAUUAACGAGCGAUUUCAAGCACGUAAAACGUGAUUUAUACCAUUUUUCAUGUUUCGAAAAAUAAAAAUAAUGAACCCCGAAGAUACAGUUUUUUGUGAUAGAUAUUUUUCGGACAGGUAUAGCACCUUUAAUGAUUGAUGUUUUUUAUAAUUUUAUAAAUUUAAAUAAAGCCUUAAUUCAAUUAUCAAUCAUUCACGAAUUUCUGCAAAUACCUAGCGUGACUAUUUUUUUUUUAGUUUUUAUCAAAAAAAUUUUGCAUUAAAGUGCACUCAAGCGGGUCAAAUGCUUUUAUCCCAAAUUGAGUAUAGAUAUUGGAGAUAAUUGAAUAAAAUAUUAUUAGUACAAAAUUAUGUAUCUGAUGGUGGAAUUGUAAUCAAAGCGUUCCUUUACAAGUAUGCUUUAAUUGGUAUUUUUGUAUAUUCAGUUUGUAUGUUUUCGAUGUAUGUUGUAUGUAUUCUAUAUAAUUUACAUGAAUUUUUUUAGGUAUACUUUAUAUUGAUAAGUAUGAAAUAUGUCUAACAUUUGAAACAAUUCUGUUUUUACCAAAACAAAAAAAUUAUUAUAUUAAUACUUCUUUACUAAUGAAAUAUUGGAUUUCAUUGAAACUGAAUAUGUUUACCGAGCCAUGACUUUUUAAAUAAAGUUGUUACAAUAAAGGAGGAUUUAAUUUUCUGUCACCUAGAAAUGAUAUU
Molecule: messenger RNA, 7069 nt
Organism: Phymastichus coffea
Lineage: Eukaryota; Metazoa; Arthropoda; Insecta; Hymenoptera; Eulophidae
Gene: per
Product: period circadian protein
Exons: 19
Coding region: 246-3626 (1126 amino acids)
Biological process (GO): entrainment of circadian clock by photoperiod; circadian regulation of gene expression; negative regulation of transcription by RNA polymerase II
Cellular component (GO): nucleus; cytoplasm
Molecular function (GO): transcription corepressor binding; transcription cis-regulatory region binding
Source: RefSeq, a predicted model, not a curated record